Messenger RNA from Zea mays, 1477 nucleotides. Its product is annotated as vacuolar protein sorting 26. The coding region runs from base 234 to 1148 and encodes 304 amino acids. Lineage: Eukaryota; Viridiplantae; Streptophyta; Magnoliopsida; Poales; Poaceae. The transcript has 11 exons. Gene Ontology annotation, biological process: intracellular protein transport. The record is from RefSeq and is marked provisional.
CUCAUGCUGAUCCAGGCUAAACGGUCCAGUCAGGUGAGCUCAGCGGCUCAGCCCAUGUAGGCAGUCAGCCUCUCAGGUUGGGAGUUGGGACUCAGGAGUUUCACCAGAUUAAGCAUAUGCUGCUGAUUCGCCGGUGAUCCCCUCCCUCCUUCGCCGUCGCCGUCGCCGUCGCACCAGCUUGGCCGCCAUCUCUGGAUCGCCGCUGGACUCGCUUCCCUGACCCAGAAGCUACGAUGAAUUACAUCAUCGGCGCAUUCAAGCCGCCCUGCGACAUCUUCGUCACAUUCGCCGAUGAGAGAACCCGGAAGCAGGUCCAGAUCAAGAAGGACAACGGGAAGACUGUCAUGGUGCCGGCCUUCCAGACCCUUGAGACCAUAGCCGGAGAGGUGUCGAUCGCUCCAGUCCCAGGUAAAAGGCUUGAACACACGGGUGUGAAGAUUGAGCUGCUGGGUCAGAUAGAGCUGUAUUUUGACAGAGGCAACUUCUACGACUUCACUUCAAUAGUGCGUGAAUUAGAUGUCCCUGGUGAAAUAUAUGAAAGAAAGACUUAUCCAUUUGAGUUUUCUACUGUUGAAAUGCCAUAUGAGUCAUAUAAUGGGACAAAUGUCAGAUUGAGGUACAUACUGAAAGUAACAAUUGGCAGAAAUUAUGUUGGCAGCAUUGUGGAAUCGCGGGACUUCUGUGUAAGAAACUACUCUCUAGUUCCCACAAUCAACAACAGCAUCAAGAUGGAAGUUGGCAUUGAAGAUUGCUUGCAUAUUGAAUUUGAGUACAGCAAAAGCAAGUAUCAUCUCAAAGAUGUCAUCAUAGGAAAGAUAUAUUUUCUUCUGGUCAGAAUAAAGAUAAAGAACAUGGAGCUUGAGAUUCGUCGGCGUGAAUCUACAGGGUCUGGUCCUAACACAUACGUUGAGACUGAGACACUAGCGAAAUUUGAGCUUAUGGAUGGCGCCCCAGUUAGAGGAGAAUCGAUUCCGGUGAGACUAUUCUUGACGCCAUAUGAGCUUACCCCAACUCAUCGCAACAUAAACAACAAGUUUAGUGUCAAGUACUACCUAAACCUAGUCAUUGUUGAUGAGGAAGACCGGAGGUAUUUCAAGCAACAUGAGAUCACAAUGUAUCGCCUUCUAGAAACCCCACAAUCUUCAUAGGCUCCUUUCCUUGCUUUCUAUGAGUUGGAACCAGAGCUAGAGGCAUUUUGGUUUAACCUUGCACGAGGACGCCAAAGUUGGUGGCCUUACUUUUGGUCCCGCCUUGUACAUAACUCUCCCGAUGGAGCAAUGCAGUUCUUAUGUAAGAGACAUAAAAAUGCAGUUCUACCAUAUGGUGUUGCUUUGUUACUGCCUUUGUUUGAAACUACUCUGGAUAAAGUCAUGGAAAUGUUUGUAUCAACGUGCCUUCACCUUGUUUCUUUCUUGUCCUUGCUGGACUUGUAAAGCUUUGGAUGAUUCUCCAUGUGUAUGAUGAUGAUAUUUGCGUC